Molecule: messenger RNA, 1272 nt
Organism: Penicillium oxalicum
Lineage: Eukaryota; Fungi; Ascomycota; Eurotiomycetes; Eurotiales; Aspergillaceae
Product: Aminotransferase
Exons: 4
Coding region: 1-1272 (423 amino acids)
Cellular component (GO): cytosol
Molecular function (GO): pyridoxal phosphate binding; transaminase activity
Source: RefSeq, a predicted model, not a curated record
AUGGGUGACUACAGACCAGAUGGAUCGGAGGCUCUUGGAGCUCAUGUGCCCAUAGGGACCACGGGGAACGAACUGGGUUCGUCGUCGAGACAAAGCUCCGUGCUCUAUCACCAUCUUCGUCAGCCACCGCUCAAUAUAGUCGGCGGUCGAGGGAGCUGGCUGAUCACCGACUCGGGUCAAGAGAUUCUCGAUGCUACCUGUGGAGCUGCUGUGGCAUGCCUUGGACACAGUGACAAAAGAGUCCACGACGCCAUCAUGGAACAGUUGCAAAAGUUUCCGUAUUGCUACUCGAUGUUCUUUACCAAUAAUGCUGCCGAGGAGCUUUCCAAAAUCCUGGUAGAUUCCACGGAAGGGGUGAUGUCUCGUGCAUAUGUUGUGAGCUCGGGUACCGAAGCAGUGGAAGCAUCGCUGAAAAUGGCCGUUCAAUAUUUCAUGGAGAUGUCUCCAAAACAACCACAGCGGGUCAAUUUCAUUGCUCGGAAACAGUCAUACCACGGUAAUACACUCGGCUCUCUAUCCGUGGGUCAUCACCUGGGCCGUCGAGCAUUGUACGAAAAGAUCUUGGCCAAAAAUGUGCAUCAUGUCUCGCAGUGCUAUCCCUAUCGAGAGAUGAGGGAUGAAGAGUCCAUGGACACAUAUGUGGCUCGGCUCGCCCAAGAAUUGGAAGAUAAAUUCCAAGAGCUCGGUCCGGACACUGUAUGCGCUUUUGUCGCGGAGACCGUGACCGGUGCGACACUGGGCUGCGUUCCGGCUCUGCCAGGAUACUUGAAGGCCAUGAAGGAGGUUUGCCAGAAACACGGAGCUUUGCUGAUCCUGGAUGAAGUCAUGUGUGGCAUGGGGCGCACAGGCACGCUGCACGCUUGGGAGCAGGAAGAUGUUACUCCAGACCUGCAAACGGUAGCCAAAGGCCUCGGAGGGGGUUAUGCCCCAAUUGCCGCUCUUCUCGUAAACCGUCGCGUUGUGGAUACCUUGAGCCAGGGCUCAGGCGCCUUUUCCCACAGCCAGACAUAUCAGGGACACCCUGUGUCGUGUGCUGCAGCCUGUAAGGUACAGAAGAUUAUUCGAGAUGAUCACUUACUCGCCAAUGUCCGCGAGAUGGGUGAGUAUCUGGGACAGCUGCUUCAUGAGACUUUCGAUAAGUACGCUCACGUGGGUGAUAUUCGAGGACGAGGGCUCUUCUGGGCUAUUGAGUUUGUCCUGGAUAAAGAGACCAAACAGGCUUAUCCGCCUUCGCAAGCGGUUGCCUGGACGAUACACAAAACCGCUCUGUAA